Messenger RNA from Mercenaria mercenaria, 1666 nucleotides. Its product is annotated as serine/threonine-protein phosphatase PP1-beta catalytic subunit-like. The record is from RefSeq and is a predicted model, not a curated record. Gene Ontology annotation, molecular function: protein serine/threonine phosphatase activity. The transcript is spliced from 8 exons. Lineage: Eukaryota; Metazoa; Mollusca; Bivalvia; Venerida; Veneridae. Bases 70 to 1053 code for a protein of 327 amino acids. Gene Ontology annotation, cellular component: cytoplasm; nucleus.
CGCAUUUCAUUAUUCAUUUAGUAGACGACCAGCAACUCCUACAUACAGAACGAAAAAGAAAACUAAAAGAUGGCAGAAAUCAACAUAGACAGCAUAAUAGAAAGGCUUCUGAACGUGCGAGGAUGUCGCCCGGGGAAGAAUGUGAUGCUCACAGAGACGGAAAUACGAGGGCUAUGCCUGAAGUCCAGAGAAUUAUUCCUUGCUCAGCCGAUGCUUUUGGAAUUAGAGGCACCAUUGAAAAUUUGUGGUGAUAUACAUGGACAGUUCUAUGAUUUAUUAAGAUUAUUUGAAUAUGGAGGAUUUCCGCCGGAAACAAAUUACUUGUUCCUUGGAGAUUAUGUUGACAGGGGGAGACAAUCUAUAGAAACUAUUUCUCUGUUACUAGCAUACAAGAUCAAAUAUCCAGAAAACUUUUUCCUGUUACGCGGCAACCACGAAUGCGCCAGUGUGAACAGACAAUAUGGCUUCUUUGAUGAAUGUACGAAGCGCUACUCUCACAAGCUAUGGAAAACAUUUACAGAUUGCUUUAACUGUUUACCUGUAGCGGCUGUUAUAGAUGAGAAAAUUUUCUGUUGCCAUGGAGGAAUAUCACCGGACUUGCAGUCGUUGGAACAGAUACGCAGGAUCGUGAGACCGACAGAUAUCCCAGAUACAGGUUUGUUAUGUGACUUGUUAUGGUCAGAUCCUGAUAAGGAUGUCAAACAAUGGGGAGAAAACGACAGGGGAAUUUCUUUUACCUUUGGUAGUGACGUUAUAAGCAAAUUUUGCAGCAAACAUGACCUUGAUUUGAUAUGCAGAGCUCACCAGGUCGUAGAGGAUGGUUACGAAUUCUUUGCAAAGAGACAAUUAGUUACCAUAUUUUCAGCUCCUAACUAUUGUGAUUUUGAUAACGCAGGAGGAAUGAUGUCUGUGGAUGAAACUUUAAUGUGUUCAUUCCAGAUAUUGAAGCCAAUGCAGAAGAAGCUGAAAUACAAGUAUGAGGGAAUGAAAUCCGACAGACCUUUAACCCCACCACGACUUCUUCAAAGAAAAGCUUCCGUAAAGGAGACAUGAUGUCAUUUAAUCGAGUUUAUAUUUAUUACACACUCUAUUACACAUUUAUUACACAGGCAAAUCACCUUGUGGUGUUAUCUGUGAUUCAUUUAACUAAUAUCUCAUACACACUAACUGUUGUCGUUCUGCUAGUUUGUGUGUUAAGGAACGUGAAUACGGGCAAGGGGAGUUUGUACACUAUAGAAAGAUAGACAGACAGCUCGAUCCCCUGGUUGCCUUAUGACAAGGAAUCAUGAAGAUUGUUCUGCUAUUAAAUAUAACGUAACAAAACACACUAAAAGUGUAUUUGAAAACUCUUUUGUUAUGAAAGUAUGAUUGUGAAGCAGUACGCCUUGUGUAUGGUAAAACAUUUCAGUGUUAUAUUAAAGAUUUGUACUUUUCGUGCUUUGCAUAAAUGUUAGUUUUUAAACAGUGUUGUCUGGGCACAUGUUAUUAGAUGAAUCAUCAAUUCGAGUAUCUAAAUAUUUAAAAUAGUAUUUAUUUUCGAGCAACAUUUAUUACGUCGUGACCAUUGCAGUUUCCAUUGUAACGUCUGUCCGUAUUAUUGUUUAAUAUGAUAUAUUUUAUGUAUAAAAUUGACAGUGUUUUCUCAGCAAUAAAUUCAAAUAAAUAG